Saccharomyces cerevisiae S288C is the source of this 876-nucleotide messenger RNA. It is a transcript of the gene CRG1, whose product is annotated as S-adenosylmethionine-dependent methyltransferase. The transcript has a single exon. Gene Ontology annotation, molecular function: S-adenosylmethionine-dependent methyltransferase activity. NCBI's taxonomy places the organism in Eukaryota, Fungi, Ascomycota, Saccharomycetes, Saccharomycetales, Saccharomycetaceae. The record is from RefSeq and is marked reviewed. The coding region runs from base 1 to 876 and encodes 291 amino acids. Gene Ontology annotation, cellular component: cytoplasm.
AUGCCUAAAACUAGUUAUUUAAACAAAAAUUUUGAAUCUGCUCACUAUAAUAACGUACGUCCCUCUUACCCUUUAUCUUUAGUCAAUGAGAUAAUGAAAUUUCACAAAGGCACACGCAAAAGUUUGGUUGAUAUUGGAUGUGGCACAGGAAAAGCAACUUUUGUCGUUGAACCCUAUUUUAAGGAAGUGAUUGGGAUUGAUCCUUCUUCUGCUAUGCUUUCGAUUGCUGAGAAAGAAACAAAUGAACGUAGAUUAGAUAAAAAGAUUAGAUUUAUUAAUGCGCCUGGUGAAGAUUUAUCCAGCAUUCGACCAGAAAGUGUAGAUAUGGUUAUUUCAGCAGAAGCCAUCCAUUGGUGCAAUUUAGAAAGGCUGUUUCAGCAGGUUUCCUCUAUAUUACGAAGUGAUGGAACUUUUGCAUUCUGGUUUUAUAUUCAGCCGGAAUUUGUGGACUUUCCCGAAGCCUUGAAUGUAUAUUACAAAUAUGGAUGGAGCAAGGAUUAUAUGGGUAAAUAUCUGAACGACAACCAACGGGAAAUUUUGUUGAAUUACGGUGGUGAAAAGCUACGUUCUUUAUUGUCAGAUCGAUUUGGAGAUAUUGAAGUCACAAUUUACAGUCCUUCGGACCCAAAUGCAUCAACAGUAACGGCUGAAAACAGUCAGUUUCUCUGGAGAGCAGCUAUUACUCUCAAUCAAUUUAAAGAGUUUGUGAAAAGCUGGAGCAUAUACACUUCUUGGGCUAGAGAUAAUCCCUCGAAACCGGAUAUUGCCGAUAUAUUCAUUAACGAGCUCAAAGAAAUCUGUCAUUGUGAAGAUUUGAAUGUACCUUUAAAAAUAGAGUGGUCAACGUUUUAUUACUUAUGUAGGAAAAGAGAAUGA